Conger conger (European conger) is the source of this 1919-nucleotide messenger RNA. RefSeq names its product carbohydrate sulfotransferase 11-like. Bases 110 to 1168 code for a protein of 352 amino acids. Gene Ontology annotation, cellular component: membrane. Gene Ontology annotation, biological process: carbohydrate biosynthetic process; proteoglycan biosynthetic process. The transcript has 3 exons. The record is from RefSeq and is a predicted model, not a curated record. Lineage: Eukaryota; Metazoa; Chordata; Actinopteri; Anguilliformes; Congridae. Gene Ontology annotation, molecular function: sulfotransferase activity.
CCCCACUAGUAUCAUCAUCAUCAGCACCAUCCAGACGCAUUGGUCUUCGGCGGUCGAAAUAAUUCAUCUUCCAAGAAUAUAUUCAACCGCCGUUAGCCGGUUUCCUGCCAUGAAACAGGCUCUGCUAGAACUGACGAGGAUGAGCAGGAUUUGCCGGAUGGUACUCGCCACUUGUUUCGGAUCGUUUAUUCUGGUCAUCUUUUAUUUCCAAAGUAUGUUCCAACCAGUCAUGCGUAGGAGUCCGUUUGCAGCUGAUGCUUGCUGUCCAAAAAACUCACGGAAUGCCAUGCAGGAACUCUACAACCCCACACAGUCGGAAUAUUCCGGAGCGGCGUUCCUGCACCAGGCCCGGCGGGAGCAGGUGGCUGAGACGUGUCGGACGCAAGGCGCCUCCAGCAGGAAGCGUCGGGUACUGACUCCCGCCGAUCUCAAGCACCUGGUGGUGGACGAGGCCCACGAGCUCAUCUACUGCUACGUGCCCAAGGUGGCCUGCACCAACUGGAAGCGGGUCAUGAUGGUCCUGACCGGGCAGGGCAAGUACACCCACCCCAUGGACAUCCCGUCCAAUCAGGCGCACAUUCCCUCCAACCUCAAAACGCUCAACCAGUACAGCAUCCCCGAGAUCAACCACCGGCUCAAGAACUUCCUCAAGUUCCUGUUUGUGCGCGAGCCCUUCGAGAGGCUGGUCUCGGCCUACCGCAAUAAGUUCACCCUCAAGUACAACACCUCCUUCCACAAGCGCUUCGGCACCAAGAUCGUGCGCCGCUACCGCAAGAACGCCACGCUUGAGGCCCUGCAGUCCGGGGCGGACGUCCGCUUCCCCGAAUUCGCCGAGUACCUGGUGGACCCCACCACCCUGAAGGAGGGCCCUCUCAACGAACACUGGGAGACGGUCUACUCGCUCUGCCACCCCUGCCACAUCCGCUAUGACCUGGUGGGCAAGUACGAGACCCUGGAGGAAGACUCCAACUACAUCCUCCGGUUGGCGGGCGUUGCCGACCACGUGCGUUUCCCCACCUACACCAAGUCCACCCGUACCACAGACCAGAUGGCAGCCCAGUUCUUCCAGAACAUCAACGGCCGUCAGCAGGCCCAGCUCUACCAGCUGUACAAGCUGGACUUCCUGAUGUUCAACUACUCCAUGCCCAGUUACCUGAACAUUCAGUGAUACACCCCCUGUUCAUGGCAAAACCAAUCAGCUCUACUGACUGUGGUAUUCAGGCAGGGGGUUCUUCCAGUCAGAGACUAGAACUGAACUGAGAUCGAUGGGAAUGCCUGGACAUGCUGAUUGGCUUUUGCUAUAGUGUGGACUUGCUGAUUGGCUUUUUGAAAGGCUUGGACAUGCUGAUUGGCUGUUUGGAUGGCGUGGGUGUGCUGAUUGGCUGUUGAGAUCACACAAAAGUGCUGAUUGGCUGUAAGCAGAUGGGGGAAUGGUUAAAGGGCUUACUGCAGUGUGGGUCCUUUCUACCUGGAUGCAGGGCGUCUCAGGUGGGAUUGUGGGUAGUCUUAAGUAUAGUUGGAAAGUCGUUUGGGUUUGGGGUGGGGUCCUCUGUGACUCCGCCCUCAGCACAGGUACGCACAAGCCCCCAAAAGCUCUCAAGUUGUGGGAGGGAGACUGAGGGGCAUGACCUCUGGAAGACUCCUCCCACUGAUGAGACUCCUCCCGCAGGUCCAGGGUCCCCCUCAGUGUUAAAGGGACAGCGUCUCAGUGUGAGGAGCGAACGACCAGGUGCAUCGCCUUGCGCAGCGACCCGGAACUAGAACCCCUGCUUUCAUGAUGAAAUGAUGAUGCUGUUUUUUAAAUUGUAAAUUAAGAAUUGUUCUUGCUUUUUUUGUUUUGUCCAUUUAUUUUAAUUUUAUUAUUAUUAUUCAUGAUGAAUUAUUGCUGCGAGCAGCAAAAUAAAUAAUUAUUUAAAUUA